Molecule: messenger RNA, 693 nt
Organism: Lolium perenne
Lineage: Eukaryota; Viridiplantae; Streptophyta; Magnoliopsida; Poales; Poaceae
Source: RefSeq, a predicted model, not a curated record
AUGAUGGACGAGGAAGACGAGGAUGGAGUGGACAAUGAGGUUCACUCAGAUGAAUCCGGUGGAUCCGAUACUUCAGAUGAUAACGAAGAGGCGGAUCCGAUCCCCUCUUCUUGGAACCAUGAUUUGUCGGAGGCAAUGAUAGUCGAUGAUCGGCACGAUUCUGCCUGGGAGUACAGCAUGAACACCAUCUCAGUUGGUGCUAGAUAUGCUGACAAGAGACAUCUGCAGGAAGCAAUCACUCAGUGGGCAAUGAACACGCAAAGGGUAUUCAGAACCACCGUUUCAAGUCAGAAAUUCUUGACAGUGGUCUGCAGCGAUGCUAGAUGUCCAUCAAGGGUGCAUGGGUACUGUCCGAAGUAUGACACAACAUGGGUGGUGAGCGACUUCGUGCCGCACACAUGUGUCCUUAAGAGUAUGUUGAAGGAUCACCGAAACCUUACAUCCACUCUUAUUGCUCGCCUGUUCUACAAGGAGAUUGUAGAGAAUACAGCAAUGGGGGUUAAAGCCAUCCAGAGAAGAGUUCACCUUCAAUAUAAGUAUGUAAUUGAAUAUGGCAAGGCAUGGAGGGCUAAACAGACGGCACUGGAGAACAGAUUCGGGACCUUCUAUGAUGCUUAUGACGGUGUCGUCCGUCUCCUGCAGACAUUGAAGGCCCGGAAUCCGGCACCCAUGUGGACAUACAAGACUUUGUGA